AUGCUGCGCCAGCAGGGACUGUCGUUGCUCACCCGCAUGCAGAGCGAACUGGACGCCGGACGCGCCCCCGGAAGCGAGGUCAUGCAAGGCGCGAUGAUCGUUCUUGCCAGUAUUUUCCUUCUGAUUCCGGGGUUUGUAACCGACGCAAUCGGUUUGCUUUUGUUCAUCCCUCCGGUGCGGCAGGCGCUUGCAAACUUCAUCAUUGCCCGCUCCAACGUCGUGAUCGUGCAGGGUGGCCAGACUGGACAGGGUGGCGGAAGACCCGACGAUCAUGUGGUCGAUCUGGACCAGCAGGACUGGUCAGAGAAGCAGGAUGGUUCGUCCGAGGGUUCGUCCGGCAGCGAUCGGCCCAGAAUCAGUCCGUGGCAGGAUGGCUCGAAUGACGCGAAGCCUUAA
Effrenium voratum is the source of this 396-nucleotide messenger RNA. The record is from the annotation of a GenBank genome assembly. Lineage: Eukaryota; Dinophyceae; Suessiales; Symbiodiniaceae.